This is a messenger RNA of Penicillium brevicompactum, 1851 nucleotides long. RefSeq names its product sodium:solute symporter family protein. Gene Ontology annotation, cellular component: plasma membrane. Gene Ontology annotation, molecular function: urea transmembrane transporter activity. Bases 1 to 1851 code for a protein of 616 amino acids. The transcript is spliced from 9 exons. The record is from RefSeq and is a predicted model, not a curated record. Lineage: Eukaryota; Fungi; Ascomycota; Eurotiomycetes; Eurotiales; Aspergillaceae. Gene Ontology annotation, biological process: urea transmembrane transport.
AUGGGGUCGUCGUGGGUCUGGGUCUGUCUUUUGCGGCUGGUAAGAAUCAUUGCACUCACCAACUGCACGUUGUUGACACAUUCAGUAAUGAUACUCGUAACCAAGCUGUUGAAAUCAACUACAGGAGAGGAUAAUGCAAAGGUUGAGACAUUUAUUGUCGCUGAUCGAAAAGUCCGGACUGGGUUGAUUGCUUCUGCUGUUGUCUCGUCUUGGCUUUGGAGUACAAUGUUAUUGAGCACCACACUGGUGGCUUACCAGUAUGGCAUUAGUGGUCCGUUUUGGUAUGGCGCUGGAUGCUCUCCUAUGAUCGUUUGUUUUGCAUAUCUUGGUAUUGUAUGCAAAAAACGUGUUCCUAAUGCCCAUACUGUUCUUGAAGUUAUCAAGUAUCGAUACGGGACCACUGCACAUGUCAGCUUUAUCUUUUUAGCUAUCGUGAACAACCUCUUCAACACGAUCAAUAUGAUUUUAGGUGCUGCAGCUACCAUCACCUCUCUGGAUACACAUCAUGGCUUCAACCUUUCUAUUGCCGAUUGGGGUCAUAAUAUACACACUGAUGGGGGGUAUCAAGGCAACGCUGCUGCUAAUGGACACCUAAUACAUAGGUUUUUAACGGACUAUAUCCAUACAUUAAUCAUUUUGAUUCUUUGUUGUUAUCUAACGACCAAGGCAUUGACAAACCCGGAGGUUUCUUCGAUUGGAGGGCUGUAUGACCUGGUACAGGCAGCCCAGCCUCGCCACAUGGUUGAUGGGAACCUCGGCGGGUCCCUUCUCACUAUGUCAUCUCAACAGGGGAUCUGCUUCGGAAUCAUCUUAAUGGUCUCAAACUUCGGAGCUGUCAUAAUGGAUGCUGGAUAUUUUACCAAAGCAUUUGCUGCAUCGCCCGAGGCAGUUGUACCUGGAUAUGUGGUUGGGGGCAUAUGCUACUUCAGCAUUCCGUGGGCACUGGGGACAGUCAUGGGGAUGACUGCGCUGGGAUUGGAGACCAGCAAAUCAUUUCCUACAUUCCCUCGGCAAAUGACAAGUGAGGAAGUCACAGGAGGGCUAGCCCUACCAUAUGGAGCGAUGGCAAUUGCAGGCAAAGGCGGCGCUGUCGCAACUCUGCUCAUGACAUUCAUGUCCGUGACCUCGACCUUGUCAGCUCAGGUGAUUGCCGUCUCCUCAAUCAUAUCUUUUGAUGUUUACAAAACGUACUGGAACUACAACGCAAGCGGUGCCAACUUGAUUCGAUGGAGCCAGAUUGGCGUUGUGAUGUUUGGGCUCAUCGCCGCGGGCCUCACUGCUGUCUUUAACCAUAUUGGACUUGACAUGGGCUGGACGCUAUACAUGAUUGGUAUCAUAGUAUGUCCCGGUAUGUUCCCUUUGAUACUCGCAAUUCUAUGGAAAAAGCAAAGCCAAGCUGCUGCCAUAGCAUCAGCCUACCUAGGCAUGGCAACCGGUAUCGGCAUUUGGCUAGGCACCGCGUACAAUUUUUACGACGCUAUCGAUAUCACUACAACUGGUGCUACAUUACCGUGCAUGUAUGGCACACUUGGCUCAGCGCUGAGUCCACUUCUAUAUUCCUUCUUGAUUACUAUGAUCGCCCCACAAAAGUUUGACUGGAAAUCGAUGAAAGAAAGCCAUCUAUUUGUUAGUGAGCAGACAGUGAGCCAUGCAGCACAGGAAGACAAGGCACCUCAGAACAUCGAGAAGCGUUCGAUUCGAUAUGCCCUGUUUUGGGCUAUAGCAACAUUCUUCGGAAUUUGGGUUCUUUGGCCACUGCCAAUGUAUGCUGCAAAAUUCAUCAUGGGUAAAAAGGUGAGGGCUCUUGGGCGGGAAAAAACCCACCUCGGAUGUACAGGAAUUGCUAACUGA